Microthlaspi erraticum is the source of this 2133-nucleotide messenger RNA. The record is from the annotation of a GenBank genome assembly. Lineage: Eukaryota; Viridiplantae; Streptophyta; Magnoliopsida; Brassicales; Brassicaceae.
AUGAACCAAUCACCUUCUCUAAUCGAACAGGGAAUUUCUCACCAGCACUUGAAGACUGUAUCUUGUGCAAAUGUUCUCACAUUGGCUUACCAGAGCCUUGGAGUGAUCUAUGGAGAUCUAAGCACAUCGCCUCUCUAUGUUUACAAAACAACUUUCUCUGGGAAACUAAGUCUCCAUGAAGACGAUGAAGAGAUCUUUGGAGUGUUCUCUUUCAUCUUCUGGACAUUCACAAUUAUAGCUCUCUUCAAAUACAUUUUCAUUGUUCUCUCAGCAGAUGACAACGGAGAAGGUGGAACAUUUGCCUUGUACUCACUUCUCUGCAGGUAUGCAAAGCUAAGCGUUUUACCAAAUCAUCAAGAAAUGGAUGAGAAGCUGUCAACCUAUGCAACUGGAAGCCCUGGAGAGACUCGGCAAAGCGCAGCGGUUAAAUCUUUCUUUGAGAAACAUCCGAAAUCACAAAAGUGUUUGCUGCUCUUUGUGCUUUUAGGGACAUGUAUGGCCAUUGGUGAUAGUGUCCUCACUCCAACAAUCUCAGUUCUUUCAGCUGUUUCUGGAGUCAAGCUCAAGAUUCCCGAACUUCAUGAGAAUUAUGUUGUGAUCAUCUCCUGUAUCAUCUUGGUAGCGAUAUUCUCAGUGCAGCGUUACGGUACGCAUAGAGUAGCCUUCAUUUGCGCUCCAAUCUCCACUGCUUGGCUUCUCUCAAUAAGCAGCAUUGGAGUGUACAACACUAUAAAAUGGAACCCUCGUAUAGUCUCUGCGCUCUCACCGGUUUACAUGUACAAGUUCCUCAGAAGCACCGGCGUUGAAGGUUGGGUUUCACUUGGAGGAGUCGUUCUUUCAAUCACUGGUGUUGAGACUAUGUUUGCUGACUUAGGCCACUUCUCUUCUCUGUCCAUAAAGGUGGCUUUCUCGUUCUUUGUAUACCCUUGUUUGAUUCUUGCAUACAUGGGUGAGGCUGCUUUUCUCUCUAAACACCAUGAAGACAUUCAGAGAAGCUUCUACAAGGCCAUACCCGAGCCUGUGUUCUGGCCAGUGUUCAUCGUGGCUACAUUUGCAGCUGUUGUUGGAAGCCAAGCGGUCAUAUCGGCGACGUUUUCGAUCAUAAGCCAAUGCUGUGCGCUCGAUUGCUUCCCUCGUGUCAAGAUCAUUCACACUUCAAGCAAAAUCCACGGACAAAUCUAUAUCCCUGAAGUUAACUGGAUGCUGAUGUGCCUCUGCUUGGCGGUUACAAUCGGUUUAAGAGACACUAACAUGAUCGGUCACGCUUACGGACUCGCUGUGACCUCUGUGAUGCUGGUGACAACUUGUUUGAUGGCUUUAGUGAUGACAAUCGUCUGGAAACAGAGGACGGUUACGGUUUUCUUGUUCUUGCUCUGUUUCGGCUCCAUAGAGCUUCUCUACUUCUCUGCAUGCGUCUACAAGAUACCUGAAGGAGGAUGGAUUCCGAUUCUCCUCUCCUUGACGUUCAUGGCGAUCAUGUACAUAUGGAACUACGGAACCACAAAGAAACACGAAUUCGACGUCGAGAACAAGGUCUCCAUGGACAGGAUCGUCGCUCUGGGACCGAGUAUCGGUAUGGUUAGAGUUCCGGGGAUCGGAUUAGUCUACUCGAAUCUAGUCACCGGAGUUCCGGCUGUCUUCGGCCAUUUCGUGACGAACUUGCCGGCGUUUCACCGGAUUCUAGUGUUUGUGUGUGUGAAGUCUGUUCAGGUUCCGUACAUUGGAGAGGAAGAGAGGUUUGUGAUAAGCAGAGUUGGUCCAAAGGAGUAUGGGAUGUUUAGGAGUGUGGUUAGGUAUGGAUACAGAGACGUACCGAGGGAAAUGUAUGAUUUUGAAAGCCGGUUAGUGUCUGCGAUUGUGGAGUUCGUGGAAACCGAACCGGGAAGGGAAGAGGAGGAAGAGAGGAGGGUGAUGAAGGAGGAGUGUAGGGAGAUAAUGGAAGCGAGAGAAGCAGGAGUGGCGUAUAUAUUGGGACAUUCUUAUGCGAAAGCGAAGCAGUCUUCUUCGGUGUUGAAGAAAUUGGCGGUGAAUGUUGUGUUUGCGUUUAUGAGCACGAACUGCAGAGGAACUGAUGUUGUGCUUAAUGUUCCUCAUACUUCUCUGCUUGAAGUUGGGAUGGUUUAUUACGUCUGA